Orussus abietinus is the source of this 3353-nucleotide messenger RNA. RefSeq names its product lon protease homolog, mitochondrial (gene Lon). The coding region runs from base 136 to 3189 and encodes 1017 amino acids. The transcript is spliced from 10 exons. Gene Ontology annotation, cellular component: mitochondrial matrix. Gene Ontology annotation, biological process: protein catabolic process; mitochondrion organization; protein quality control for misfolded or incompletely synthesized proteins. The record is from RefSeq and is a predicted model, not a curated record. Gene Ontology annotation, molecular function: ATP hydrolysis activity; serine-type endopeptidase activity; ATP binding. NCBI's taxonomy places the organism in Eukaryota, Metazoa, Arthropoda, Insecta, Hymenoptera, Orussidae.
GCGUAAUGUGAUGUAAACGCGUCGCGUAGUUGGCCGAAUUCCAAGUUGCCUUAGGUUUCUAACCUAAAACGUGCCGGCAGAGCUCCUGAGGGAUUUCGCCAGAGGAUAUUUCAUGGAAUAUAGUUUUAAAUCAAGAUGACACUGUUUGCAGCCAAGAUAAAUAAGAAUAUUUUGCCGAUUCUGCGGCGCAAGGUGAUACUCGCGAAGUUUCUCACCCACGAGUGUUACGCAGGCGAACGUCAGAAUGUAUCUGGAGUUCCAUUCGCCCUUACGCGGAGAUUAACUCGGUCUGGUUUACCAAGAUUAUGGCUUCGUCAGGAAACAGUUAUGGAAAAUGUACGAUACUGUCGGCAUGGUUCAGCUAUUAACAUUCGACACUUUUCUACGAAGAAACCCUCCGACGUAGACCCUCCGAUCGACCCUGAAGCAGAGCCGACGGAACAGUAUCCAGCCUCGUUACCAGCAACGGUAGUUGUGCCUGAAGUAUGGCCACAUGUUCCAGUUAUAGCUAUAAAUCGAAAUCCAGUGUUUCCGAGGUUUAUCAAACUCAUCGAGAUCUCUAACCCUGUGCUCAUAGAUCUGAUUCGCCGUAAGGUUAAACUGAAUCAGCCUUAUGUUGGGAUAUUCCUAAAGAAGAGCGAUGAGAACGAAGCGGAGAUCGUUCAGAAUCUGGAAGAGAUUUAUUCUGUGGGGACGUUCGCACAGAUCCACGAAGUACAGGAUUUGGGAGAUCGUUUGAGGCUAGUCAUUAUGGCGCACCGUAGAAUUAAGAUAGUUAAUCAAAUUAUGGAGGACAUUGCUUUGAAGCAUGAAAUGAAACUGACGUUUCCACUACUAAAUACGACACUUAACGUUCCUGUAGACGAGGCAAUGGCUGGUGGAAAGAAGGGUCGGAGAGCUUUAUUGCGUAAGAAAGCUGAGGCUAGAUUAGCGGAGCAGGCUGAGAAGGCAGAGAAAGUCGAGGGAACAGAAGCUGGUGAUGAAAACAAAUCUGUAACUGAAAUAACAGGAGAGUCUGAAAAAGCAAAAACACAGAAGAAAUCAACUGAGACGACAGUGCAACCAGUUUUGAUGGUAGAAGUGGUUAACAUCACUCACGAAAAAUUCAGGCAAACUGAGGAAAUCAAGGCCUUGACACAAGAGUUGAUCAAGACCAUCAGAGACAUCAUCAGUAUGAAUCCUUUGUAUCGUGACUCGUUACAACAAAUGCUGCACCAAGGACAACGAGUCGUUGACAAUCCUGUCUAUUUAAGCGAUCUCGGAGCUGCUCUAACUGGAGCCGAUGCUCAAGAAUUACAGCAAGUCUUGGAAGAAAUGGACAUCGUUAAAAGAUUAAUGCUAUCAUUAGCCCUCCUGAAGAAAGAAUAUGAGCUAAGUAAGCUUCAACAGAAGAUCGGAAGGGAAGUUGAAGAAAAGGUUAAGCAACAACACAGGAAAUAUAUCCUCCACGAGCAGCUUAAAGUUAUUAAAAAGGAAUUAGGUCUCGAGAAGGAUGAUAAAGAUGCCAUCGAGGAAAAGUAUCGAGAAAGGAUCAGGAAUAAAACAGUGCCUAAGCCAGUGAUGGACGUUCUCGAAGAAGAACUGAACAAAUUGAGCUUUCUGGAAAGUCACAGUAGCGAGUUCAAUGUUACGAGAAACUAUCUUGACUGGCUCACCUCGAUGCCCUGGGGAAUUACCAGUACAGAGAAUUUAAAUCUUCAACAAGCUGCUGAGAUUUUGGAUAAGGACCAUUAUGGAAUGGAAGAUAUAAAGAAGCGAAUCCUUGAGUUCAUCGCUGUCAGUCAGUUAAAAGGAUCCACACAGGGUAAAAUCCUGUGUUUCCAUGGACCUCCCGGUGUGGGAAAGACUUCGAUAGCUAAAUCGAUAUCUCGAGCCCUAAAUCGGGAGUACUUCCGGUUCAGCGUUGGCGGUAUGACCGACGUCGCAGAGAUUAAAGGCCACAGACGAACCUACGUCGGAGCAAUGCCUGGAAAAGUGAUCCAGUGUUUGAAGAAAACUAAAACUGAGAAUCCUCUAGUACUUAUCGACGAAGUCGACAAGAUUGGAAAGGGUCAUCAGGGCGACCCAGCCUCCGCUCUCUUGGAGAUGCUGGACCCUGAGCAAAACGCGAAUUUCCUGGACCACUACCUGGAUGUGGCGGUGGAUCUGUCGAAGGUGCUCUUCAUCUGCACGGCUAAUAUCAUCGAUACCAUUCCUGAGCCUCUGAGGGACCGCAUGGAAAUGAUUGAUAUGUCAGGAUACGUAGCCGAGGAGAAACUGGCCAUCGCCAAGCAGUACUUGGUUCCACAAGCAAUGAACGACUCUGGUUUGAACAAGGAUCGCCUCGAUAUUCAUGACAGCGCCCUAACUUCACUUAUCAGGUACUACUGUCGCGAGUCAGGGGUUAGGAAUCUCCAGAAGCAUAUUGAGAAAGUCUCUCGGAAGGUGGCCUUCAAAGUGGUAAAGAAAGAAGCAGACAAGAUCGACGUGAAGUCGGAUAACCUACAAGACUUUGUGGGCAAGCCUACGUUCACUCAUGACAGGAUGUACGAUAUAACACCACCCGGUGUAGUCAUGGGCUUGGCAUGGACCGCCAUGGGUGGCUCUACGUUGUUCAUCGAAACCAGUGUAAGAAAACCCUGCGACGAUAAGAAGUUGGAGGGCACCAUGGAGACCACUGGGCAUUUGGGAGAUGUAAUGAAGGAGUCCACUCGUAUUGCCAUGACAGUGGCCAGGAAUUUUCUGAGACGCAUCGAUCCAGAGAAUAAUUUCCUCUAUGCCUCUCAUUUGCAUUUGCAUGUACCUGAAGGUGCCACGCCAAAAGAUGGACCAAGUGCUGGAGUAACCGUUGCCACUGCUUUAAUCUCUCUUGCAAGGAACCAAGCCAUCCGUCAGAACUUGGCAAUGACAGGAGAGCUUAGUCUCACUGGAAAAGUGUUGCCUGUUGGAGGCAUUAAGGAGAAAACCAUUGCUGCUAAGAGAGUCGAUGUGAAGUGUAUCAUUCUGCCUGAGGAAAACAAGAAGGACUUCAACGAUCUUCCCAAGUAUAUUACCGAUGGCCUCGAAGUCCAUUUUGCUACGAGUUUUGAGGAUGUGUACAAGAUCUGCUUCGUGGAACCUGAAUUCACAGAUCGACCGGUCCAUGCUAAUGACGAGCUUAGUCUCCACUUUCCUCCUUCGCAAGCUGCACCCAUGAUGAAUAGUGCGUGAAAGUCACAAGCGGUCUGGAAUGCUUUUUUAUGUUGGAGUUAUAACUGAUCGGUCCAGGCAGAACGAUAAAGACAUUUUAACUUAUGCCAACUAUAAAUCUCUACCAGGGAUCAUCGUAUAAAUAAGGGAGGGUCGUAUAAAUAAAUCGUUUAUAAAAUAGUGCA